Molecule: messenger RNA, 2622 nt
Organism: Pungitius pungitius (ninespine stickleback)
Lineage: Eukaryota; Metazoa; Chordata; Actinopteri; Perciformes; Gasterosteidae
Gene: pld3
Product: phospholipase D family member 3
Exons: 12
Coding region: 248-1699 (483 amino acids)
Molecular function (GO): catalytic activity
Source: RefSeq, a predicted model, not a curated record
UCCGUGCCCCGUCUUUCCACAGCAGUGGUCUGAUAGCGCGGUCAAGCUUCUACUCUGAUAUUAGUCCCGAGUUUAACGAUGAAACAACAACCUGAAACGUGACUGGGCGCACCGAGCAGACGCCGAAGCUGUUGACUGCGGGAUUUAAUUCACCUGGACUCAGGGUAACAUGCGGGGAGACAGCUAAUUACGGAGCUUAAACUGAACGAAAGCUGAAACCACUGAUAUCAACUCAUUGUCUUUCAUAAUGAAGAUGGACGUCUCUUACAACCAGCUAGUGGAAGUGGAGAGGAGACAAGAAGCCAAUAGGAAAGCACAAAUGAACUCCAGGUGUGUGAUAGCUAUGUUUGCUGUGGCGAUGGUGUUGCUGGCCUCUAUGGCCCUCUACAUCCUCUUCACACCGAGGGUCUCCUCCUCCCAUCCAGCUCCGAGCAGCAGCCUCCCUCUGCCACGGGGGGAGUCCUGCUCAGACCCCUGCAAGGUUGUUUUGUUGGAGAGCAUCCCUGAAGGUCUGGAGUUCAACUCCAGCACCGCUCACCCCACCAUCUUCCAGGCCUGGCUCAAUCUGAUGGGCGAGGCCCGCAGCAGUAUCGACAUUGCCUCCUUCUAUUGGACGCUCACUAAUAAAGACACAGGCACUGACGAGCCAACAGCCAAUCAGGGUGAGACGGUUCUGAAGACACUGGCCGAGGUCUCCGGGAAGGUGUCUGUUCGUAUUGCAGUGAACACGCCACAGGGGAGUCAACCGCAGGGAGACCUCGCACUGCUCAGAGACUCAGGAGCUGAUAUCAGGACGGUCAACAUGAGAGAACUCACCUCAGGCGUCCUUCACACAAAGUUCUGGGUCGUGGACAAGAGACACAUUUAUAUCGGCAGCGCCAACAUGGACUGGAGGUCCCUCACACAGGUGAAGGAGCUCGGCGUCGUGGUCUACAACUGCAGCUGCCUGGCUACGGACCUGGAUAAGAUCUUUGAGGCCUAUUGGCUCUUGGGGCACAGCCAGUCCGUCCCGUCGCCUUGGCCCAGCAGCUUCGCCACCCUCUACAACAAAGACACGCCCCUCCAGCUGUCGCUCAACAGCACGCCGUCCAGCGUCUACCUGUCGAGUUCCCCUCCGUCCUUCUGUGCAGCCGGCAGGACUGCCGACCUUCAGUCCAUCCUCAGUGUGAUGGAGGACGCAGAGAGCUUCAUUUACAUCGCCGUCAUGAACUACCUGCCCACCAUGGAGUUCUCCAGUCCUAAAAGGUACUGGGCCGACAUCGACACCACACUGAGGCGAGUCGCCUAUGAGAAGCGGGUCACGGUGCGGCUGCUGAUCAGCUGCUGGGGCAGCACCAAACCGGUCAUGUUUUCCUUCCUGAAGUCUCUGGCCUCCGUGUACGACCCAAAGAGCCGACUGGACAUCCAGGUGAGGCUGUUUGUCGUGCCGACCAGCCCCAAGCAGAAGGAGAUUCCCUUUGCCAGAGUCAACCACAACAAGUACAUGGUGACCGAUAAGAUCGCCUACAUAGGGACGUCUAACUGGUCAGGUGACUACUUUGUGAGCACGGCCGGCUCGGCGCUGGUCGUCAACCAGACCGCGUCGCAGGCCCCAGAGCCGACCCUCCAGUCGCAGCUGAGGGCCGUGUUCGAGAGGGACUGGGACUCGGACUACAGCGCCCCUCUCACCCAGCACUCCAACCAUAGGGUCUUGUGUUAGCUCCGUGCAGGGGGGGGGGGGGCACCUUUGUUCCGGAAGCUGCACUUUUGUUUUAGUAUUUGAAGAACGCGGAAACUUCCAAGUUUGAGAAAUGAGACGGCCUCCCGGCGGGGUGUCGUUCACCUGUCUGCUGAGGUCCAAAGGAAGAUCGUAGACUUCCAGUGAGCCCGGCUAAUCAAAGCUUUAGUGCAAACUCGUGUUUGACCGGAGUACUGGGCCAUUGAUUCAGUGAGCUGCCCAGUACUGCCAGUCCCCUGCUGUUAAAGGGUGGUUCUCAGCUGAAUUUCAUUCAUCUUGAUUCAUGGUGAUUAAUAAAUGUUGUUAUUGUUGUAACAUUGUUGUAAGACUAAAUCUUAAAAUGAAUGAGUAAUCACUUUAGAAACCGUGUAACCGGAACCGGAUACAACGGAAAGUAAACACAUGUACAUUAAACUACGUAAAAAUAUUUUGUUGAAUUAAUUUCGGCCACAUUAAUCGCAUAGACUAUAUGUUUAUGUUGACAGCCCUAGGAAUAAGAAGCGUAAAAUACAUGCUUUUACAUUGGGCAGCAGCGAGCAGUUAGUUACAUUUAGUCCCGUGGUUUUGUACUCUGGGGCCACUGUGGUGUCCGCUUCCUUUUAGUCAGGUCUGUUUCAUGAUGAGUCACAGUGAUGAGUCAAGUGGUCCGUUCGUUGAUCACGUUCUAGUUUCAUUAGCAGUUUUAUUGUUACUAUCCCAACUCACCUAAGGGGAAUAACAUUCAUUUUUUUAUGAAACUUUUUAGUCUGCCUUAAUAGCCUGGGAUAAUAAUAGUUAUAAUUCAAGCUGGUGAGCUCUUCCUAAUGUCAAUUCCUGUUAGUGGCACGCUGAUCAAUAUUAGGUUAUGGUCCUUAUCAGCUUACCUCUUAAUACAAAAAUGACUCAAUAAAUGUAUUUGAAUCAAA